CCUGUUCGGGAGGUCAGUUGGAAGAAGUGCGCCCUGUGGAUUGGGGACAUAGUAUCGUGAUAUCGGGACUGUCCAGGGUGCUCGCUGCCGCCCACCCUCCUCCUGUUGCUUGUACCAUGGGCUGGGAUUUUGUGUGCUUGCUGCUUCUUGCAGUGGCUUCAUUUCCAAUUAUAUCUGGUGAUGCGACAAACAUAUUGCUGAGACCGAGAGACUCUUAUAAGGAAACUUGCACCGGUUCUACACAGAUGGUGUGGAAUCACCAAAGACCAUUAAGUAAAAGGUCGAAAGUGGUGAGCCGUAGUCAAGGGAAGGACAAUCAGUUGGUUCUCACUCUUAACAAUGUGGAAAUUAAACAUGUUGGACUGUACACAUGUGUGGAUAAAGAGACAAACAUAAUCUACUCUUCAUUUUACCUGUUCAUUAAAGUUACGGACAACCCAUUCUACGACAGUGCACCACCUUUUGUUGAUGCAACAGAAGGCCAGGAUGUACCUGGUAUAUGUCCCCUGGUUGAUUCGGAUGUCACCGACUAUGGUAUUAAGAAGUGUGAUGAUUCUAGCCUACCUGAAGGUUUUGUCUAUGAGAAGGAUAUUAGGAAUGGCAUCACCAUAAAAAAUGUGCAGACUAAAUUUGAUGAUUGCUAUGUCUGCACGGUAAUGCAUAAUGGAGCGUUGAAGAAUAGCAAAGCCAAGAAACUGAUGGUCAGGCCUGUUCAAAAAAUGUUACCCACAAUUACUUUAACAAAAUCCAAGCUAGUCGUCAAGACUGGGGAGCCGUUUGAGGUUACUUGCACGGCGAGGGAUGUUAAUGUCGUAGAGGUCCGUUGGAUCAAUGCAGGAUCCUUGAAAGACGCUGAAAAGAGCCAGUUUAUUUCUACUUCUAAUUUUGUUCGCAACCGCACUCUGAGCAGCCAAGCCGUUCAGUAUAAUGAGUCUGGUACAUACAUCUGUGAAGCCAAGAACAGCAUUGACGUGGUGAACGUUACGUUCACAUUGGAAGUUCUCGAAUUUGGCUACAUUAACUUGACCAUCACUGAGAACACUUCAACUACAAUUGAUUUAAAUGCUGGAGAGAACAUAAAAUUGCAGGUUUAUAUUGACGCCUACCCCCGCCCUGAUGAAGAGUACUGGACUUACAUGAACGAAACCCUUCUGAACACCUCAGAUCACUUUGUACAGCCACGAGAUGAGGGCAAUAACAGGUAUGUUAGUGAGCUGCACCUGAUUCGACUGAAAGGCGAGGAGAAAGGAGUUUAUACUUUUUAUGCUUCCAAUUCCGAUGCCAACGCUUCAGUUAGUUUCAACAUAUUUGUCAAAACAAGACCUGAAAUCCUAAUUUAUGAUAAGAUUAGGAAUGGCAUGCUCCAGUGUGUGGCGACUGGGUUCCCUGUGCCCUCCAUUGAAUGGGUUUUCUGUCCAGGAUCUGAGCAGCGGUGUACAGAUUCUCCAAGAAUCCCCCCCUAUGAUGUAAAGUUCAGCCAGGAAAAUUCAACUCUGGGUCGUAUGUUGGUAGAAAGCAUCUUAGAUGUAAGCUCCAUCAGGAAGAAUGGUACCGUCCAGUGUAUCGCAUCCAAUGAUGUGGAGAGCACCUCAUCCAUCUACAGCUUUGCCAUUAAUGAAGAACGGAUUUCCCAUAAAUUGUUCACUCCGCUGUUGAUUGGCUUUAUAGUGGCUGCGGCAGUGAUGUGCCUCGGGAUGGUGAUUCUCAUGUACAAAUACAUGCAGAAACCAAAGUAUGAGAUACAGUGGAAAGUAGUGGAAGAAAUCAAUGGCAAUAAUUACGUUUAUAUUGACCCAACACAACUUCCCUAUGACAACAAAUGGGAAUUCCCCAGGGACAGACUGUGCUUUGGGAAGAUUCUGGGUGCUGGUGCUUUCGGUAAAGUGGUUGAAGCAACUGCCUACGGACUCCUUAAGACUGACAAUGCACUGACUGUUGCUGUUAAAAUGCUGAAACCAAGUGCCCAUGCCACUGAGAGGGAAGCUCUCAUGUCGGAGCUGAAAGUUCUGAGCUAUCUUGGUCACCACAAAAACAUUGUGAACCUGCUUGGUGCAUGCACUGUGGGAGGCCCAACUCUUGUCAUCACUGAAUAUUGCUGCUACGGAGACCUUCUGAAUUACUUGAGAAGAAAGCGUGAUUCCUUCAUUUGCCCGAAAUUUGAGGAUCAUUCUGAAACAGCACUGUAUAAGAAUCUUCUCAAUUCACGGAACAAUGUCUGUGAAGGGAUGAGUGAAUACAUGGACAUGAAGCCAGGAGUACCUUAUGUAGUGCCAACUAAAACUGACAAGCGGAAGUCAGGAUCCUAUGUGGAUCAAGAUAUUUCAAUGCCUGAAGAGGAUGAUUUAGCUCUAGAUACAGAUGAUCUGAUUAGCUUUUCAUAUCAAGUUGCACAGGGCAUGAACUUCCUGGCGUCUAAAAAUUGCAUUCACCGAGAUCUUGCAGCAAGAAAUAUUCUCCUCACUAAUGGUCGAAUAACGAAAAUCUGUGACUUUGGCCUUGCCCGAGACAUCAAGAAUGACUCAAAUUAUGUGGUUAAAGGAAAUGCUCGGCUCCCAGUCAAGUGGAUGGCUCCUGAAAGCAUAUUUCAUUGUGUAUAUACUUUUGAAAGUGACGUCUGGUCCUAUGGAAUACUUCUUUGGGAGAUCUUUUCUUUAGGAAGCAGCCCUUACCCUCGCAUGCCGGUGGACUCCAAGUUCUACAAAAUGAUAAAGGAUGGUUACCGCAUGUUAAGCCCAGAGUGUGCACCAGCUGAACUCUAUGAAAUAAUGAAGAGCUGCUGGAAUGCAGACCCAGUGAAGAGACCAACCUUUAAACAGAUUGUACAGAUGGUAGAACAGCAGAUGUCAGACAGCAAAGGACAUAAACAAACAUAUUCAAACACGUCUCCUGUGUGUCCGAAUCACGCUCCGGUGGAUCACUCCGUGAGGAUCAAUUCCGUAGGAAGCAGCACCUCGUCCACUCAGCCUUUACUAGCACACAGGGAUUGCUAAAUGACAACUUAUGUCACCUCAACCUGCUUGGGGACCCCUUAUGUUCCAUCAUUACACACUCUUCCAUAUACAGUGAUACCGCUGUUCAACACAGAGAAAGUAGAAGAAGAGAAACAAUGUAGCUGCUGAGUCUAAAGAAAGAACAGUCACUGCCAGGGGGGCCAAACAUGUUACAGAAUGACAAGUUAUCAGCAACAUCCCCUGCAGGAAAUGUGAUAUCUGAAGACAGUGACCUCUGCCUAUAAUCACUUACUUUCAUGUGUUCUUCCUUUAUGGAGAUGGCUUUGUAUUGACACAUCAGAUGAAAGGUCAGCCUUUCAUAAUGUCCUGUGGCAAUAUGGGAUGUAAACUCUAAGAUCCAUGCUUGAAACUUACUGAUUAUCUGAGCAUUGUUCAGGACUGUAAAAUGUGACAUUGCUUGUAACAUAAGAAAGCAUGCCAAUGUUGUCAUGUCUUGCCAUUGCAAAAAUAAUGCAAAAGCAGAAUCCUACUGAAUACUUUCACACACUUUCAGCCUUAUUCAGAAAAUCUUUGUGAAGAGUUAAAGUGUUCCUAUCAGAUUCUUAACACUUUACAAACGUUGGUAAGGCGGCACAAUGCAGGAUUGCCCCUGUUACCCAAUCGGCUAGCCAUUGCACUGCUGUUAAUGCGCCUGUGGAAUCCAGCGGUUGGAAUACUUAUCACAUUUCUUCCUCCCGAGUCGGUUUUACAAAUUCGUUUCUGCAUAUUUUUAUUAAAGAUUUUUUGUGCACUUAUUCCUAUAUGAGAGAUUUGGCGAAUGUUUUAGUUAUUAGAGUUAAAUUAUUUGGGUAAUUUGCCUUCUUUAGUACUGGUGGGAUGUCAUGCCAAGUGAUGCCAAUGUUAUAGCUGAAAAGAAGUUGCAUAUACACUGGCCCUGUUUCUAUUAUGCUAAGCUGUGAGCUCAUGGACUCAUCAUCAGUGGCAUAAAAACGCACUAUUGUGGUGUACUAACAAAAUAAUAACUUUGCUGUUUUUAGUCUUUUAAGAUUAGAGCCGGUACUAAAGAUAAAGACCCUCAUAAAUGUUUAAAUCAUUACAGAUAAGGAUCUUUAUCAAGCUUAAAGGCAAAAAAUAGAUGGUUUUAGGAGUUCUAUUGUUAACCCUUUAUUAGAAAGCCUACAGUUCCCUAUAUGAAAGGUGCACAAGGCACCGUCCCCUGUUUGCACUGCAUUUAUCUUUGCUGUUUUUGCACCUUUUGAAAUGUUGGCCUUUUCUGAAAAUUGUGAAAAAGAAAAAAAAGAAAUUGCUUUGACCUCUUGCUGUUAGAUGACUGAAUGGUUUGGCCAAGGCUUACAAAGAAGACUUUGGGCAAACUAGAGCAACAUUUCUUUGCAAUCAGACCAUUAAUAAUAAGGUACUUUGGGGGCACUUAGUCACACACUUUUAUUUUAAUGGUUUCAAGAUGCUAUAUUUUUGUACUUUUUUUUCCUUUUUGUGAUGUAGUUGUUGCAUUCAAUGUGACUGGAUGUUGACAUUUCUUUUUUUUGUUGUUAUUUUGUUUCUGUACAUAUAAGAAUGUAGCAGUAAUUUCAUUUUGCCCCUCCCCUUUUCCCAACCAAAUAUCCAAAGUAUUUUUGUAUGUAUGUAAAUAGAUGUAAGUAGUGUCGCAAGUUUCCAAAAUAUUUGAGAUAUAUUGCCUGGUUAUUAAGAGCCGUUGUUAAUAAUAAACUUCCGUGAAUGUUA
Messenger RNA from Rana temporaria (common frog), 4694 nucleotides. RefSeq names its product KIT proto-oncogene, receptor tyrosine kinase (gene KIT). Gene Ontology annotation, cellular component: signaling receptor complex. Bases 117 to 2990 code for a protein of 957 amino acids. Gene Ontology annotation, molecular function: transmembrane receptor protein tyrosine kinase activity; cytokine binding; ATP binding. Gene Ontology annotation, biological process: Kit signaling pathway; positive regulation of cell migration; protein phosphorylation. Lineage: Eukaryota; Metazoa; Chordata; Amphibia; Anura; Ranidae. The transcript is spliced from 21 exons. The record is from RefSeq and is a predicted model, not a curated record.